Molecule: messenger RNA, 3462 nt
Organism: Coturnix japonica (Japanese quail)
Lineage: Eukaryota; Metazoa; Chordata; Aves; Galliformes; Phasianidae
Source: RefSeq, a predicted model, not a curated record
CGCCCCCCUCUCCCUGUUUCCUCCCCUCUCCACCAAUCGCAGCUCGGCGUCUGCGGGGCGCGUUCAUCGGGCCAACCAAUGAGAAGCGCGCGGGACUCGUGCGAACCAAUGAGAAUCGCGCGCGCAGCGCGGGCUCUGCUCGGUGCGUCGUGUGGUGGCGGCGGCCUCGAGCGGGCGGUGCCGCCAUGGAGCCGCUCCGGCCCGGACAACAUGGCGGACAACAUGGCGGACAACAUGGCGGACAACAACAUGGCGGCGGGCGGGGCUGGGUACCGGGCUGGGUACCGGGCUCGGUACCGGUGGGUGCCCGUGGCCGCUCUGUGCUCCCGGCCGUGGCCUCCCCUCCUCCCCCGGGCCCGCCCCGCUCGGUUCCGUCGGUCCCGGCCGAGCUGGGCCGCGGUUUCUCGGUCCGUCCGUCGGUUCCGCCCGGUUCUGACGCUGUUCCCGGUCCGGAGUCGCUCUCGUCGCUGCUUUGGAGCCUCGGCUUCAACCCGCGCCCUCCAUCAUCACCAUCAUCACCAUCACCACCAUCAUCCCACACGGAGCCGGAGCUGCGGCCUCUCGGCCGUGCCGCUCUGUGCCGCGCCCUGCACAGCCCGCAGAGCCCCGGGGUGGGGGGACGAGGAGCCGAGAUGGGGGCGGAGAUGGGAGCGAGGGGACGAAGACAGAGGGAGCUUCAAGCACCAGGGUGACCUCAAGCGUCAAACUGGCCGAGCUCCCACCACGAAGCCGGUGCCGAAGGGAACAGCCGUGGCCGUGGGGCUGAACCUGGUGCGAAUCUACUGCCAGAACGACUCGGUCUAUCAGUACCACGUCACCUUCAGCCCCGAGGUGGAGUGCAGGAGCAUUCGCUUUGCCAUGUUGAAGGAGCAGCGCGAGGUGACGGGGGACGUGACGGCGUUCGAUGGCUCCAUCCUCUUCCUGCCCAUCCUGCUGCCUCAGCCGCUCAGCCUGACGGCGCUGCGCAGGACGGACCAGGAGCAGAUCAGCAUCAGCAUCCAGCUGACCAAAGUGCUGGAGCCCAGCUCCGACCUCUGCAUCCCCUUCUACAACGUGGUGUUCCGCAGGGCCAUGAGGAUGUUGGACAUGAAGCUGGUGGGCAGGAACUUCUACGACCUGUCCAAGGCCACCGUGCUGCAGCGCUACAGGCUGCAGAUCUGGCCGGGUUACUCCGUCAGCAUCCGCAAGAAGGACGCUGGGCUGUUCCUGACAGUGGACACCGUCCAUAGGAUCAUCCAGGGUGAAUCCGUGCUGGCUUUAAUGCAGUCCAUCUGCAAGCAGAACCCCAGCAGCUUCCACGAGGAGUGCACCAAGCAGCUGGUGGGCAGCACGGUGCUGACCCGCUACAACAACCGCACCUACCGCAUCGACGACAUCGACUGGGACAAGACCCCCCGCGACAGCUUCACCCUGGGCAGCGGGGAGCAGAUCAGCUUCGUGGAGUACUACAGCAAAACGUAUGGGAUCACGGUGCGGGAGCUGGAGCAGCCGCUGCUCAUCCACAGGCCCAAGGAGAAGGUGGUGCUGGGGGGCAAGCCACGGCUGGACAUGGUGCUGCUGCUGCCCGAGCUCACCUUCCUGACCGGCAUCUCGGAGGUCAAGAAGGACGGCCGCAUGCUGAAGGACGUGAUGCGGGAGAUGCUGCAGAGCCCCCAGCAGCACUACGAGUCUCUGUGCAGUUUGCUGCACCGCAUCCAAUGCAACCAGGAGGCGUCGCAGGAGCUGAAGCGCUGGGGGCUCAUCCUGAGCCCCGACAUCCACAGGACCCAGGGCCGCAUUCUGCCUUCGGAGAGGGUCAACCUGCGGCGCUGCUCCUUCAUCGCUGCUGAGGACGUCAACUGGAACAGGGAGGUGGUGAGAGAAGCUGCCAUCUCCACGGUGGACAUGAACUGCUGGCUGCUGGUUUACCCGCGGCGCCUGCAGGACGUCACCAAGAACCUGGUGUCUCUGCUGCGGAGCUGCUGCGGCCCCAUCGGGAUGCAGGUGAACCAACCUGGGCUGGUGGAGCUGAAGGACGAGAGGCUGGAGACCUACGUGAGAACCAUCCGCAGCGUGUUGGGCCACGAGGACAAGGUGCAGCUGCUGCUGUGCAUCACCACCGGCACCAAGGGGGACGUGUACAGCGCCAUCAAGAAGCUGUGCUGCGUGCACAGCCCGGUGCCAUCCCAGGUCAUCAAUGUGAGCUCCCUGCAGGGCCACAUGGCCAAGCUGAGGAGCGUGGUGCAGAAGGUGCUGCUGCAGAUGAACUGCAAGCUGGGAGGAGAGCUGUGGGGGGUGGACAUCCCGCUGAAGCAGCUGAUGGUCAUCGGGAUGGACGUGAGCCACAGCAGAGGGACGCGCUCCGUCAUCGGCUUCGUGGCCAGCACCAACCAGCUGCUGACCCGCUGGUAUUCCCGUGUCGUCUUCCAGCUGCCGCAGCAGGAGAUCGCCGACAGCCUGCGGCUCUGCCUGGCCAACGCGCUGCAGCAGUUCCACGAGAUGAACCACUGCCUGCCCAAGAAGAUCGUGCUGUACCGUGACGGUGUGUCCGACAGCCAGCUGGACACGGUGCUCAAAUACGAGAUCCCGCAGCUGCAGAAAUGCUUCGAGGCCUUCGAGAGCUACAGCCCCAGCAUGGCCGUGCUGGUGGUGCAGAAGCAGAUGGGCACCAACUUCUACUCCGGCUCCUCGGAUCACAUCUCGGCUGCGCCUGCAGGGCUGGUCGUGGAUCACAGCAUCACCAGCACCGAGUGGCAGGACUUCUUCCUGCUGGCCCAUUGCCCGCGGCUGGGCUGCAGCGUCCCCACGAGGUACAUCUGUGUGCUCAACACCGCCAGCCUCAGCACCGAGCACCUGCAGAGGUUGACCUUCAAGCUGUGCCACCUCUACUGGAACUGGCCCGGCACCAUCCGCGUCCCUGCGCCCUGCAAGUACGCGCACAGGUUGGCCUUCCUGGCCGGGCAGGUGCUGCAGCACGAGCCCAGCGUGCAGCUCUGCAACCAGCUCUUCUUCCUGUGAGCGCAGCCCCUUGCAGCCCUUAUUGCAGCCCUUCUUAUAGCUCCAUGCAUCCCCCCCUUGCAUCCCCCCCUUGCAUCCCCCUCUUGCAUCCCCCUCUUGCAUCCCCCCUUUGCAUCCCUUCCUGCAGCCCCUUGCAGCCCCUCUGCUUUCUCCCCCAUGUUUCUGGUUCCUUUAUGGGGUUUCCCAUUUCAGGUUGUUAUUAUGGGGGGGGGCAUUGAGGUCACUUUGCUGCCUGCCCAGCUCUUCCCCCCCCCCUUUAUUUUCCAUUCCUUUGCAGUGUGAUAACAGGGAGCUGAUAAGGAGCUGAUAAGGGGGGAGGGGGGUUGGGGGGGGUCGGGACUUUGAUUCCUCCCCGCUCCGCUGUGAUCUCUGCUGCCUUUAGUUUCCUUUGCUGCUCCCUUUGCCUUUUCCUGCCCGUUCCUGUGGCUGUUGCUCCCCCCCCUUCCAUUAAAGCUGUUCCUUCCA